UGGUAAUGCCAGAAGUUAUAUUCUUUUAUUUAAUAAGGUUUUUUUUUGUAUUAUUAAAAGAAAAUACACUUUACUACUAACAUCGUUAAGGAGAAAUUAAAAAAAGUAGGAAUAUAUUUUUUCUUAAAUAAUAAAAAACUUUAACUUUUUAAACGAAGAAGCUGGCAACCGUGUUGGGUAGUCAAUGGCGGUAGAGAAUGUGUGACAAAUGACAAUUUCUUGUGGAAUAAACAAGUUUUCUCGAUGGACGAUUCGUUUUUUGGUUUCGACACAUCUGUGCCGUUUGAAGAGGACGGGGCUGGCGGACAAAUUGCUGAGCCUUCCGAAGAAGAAUAUGAUGCUCUCAACGAUGAAACUUUUGGGUCGGCCACUAAUGGAGACUGGGAAGAAGCGCAUGAAUCAAUGGUUAAACUUACAGACUGUUUUGUGCCCGAAAGUGUGUGCGAAAACACUCCGGAGCCGAAAGAACGAAAAAUUAAAAAUGUAAAUUCUCAGUCAUUACCUUCAGCAAAAGGACCACAUGCACGCUAUAUAGAGAAAUUUACAGAUUCUGAUUUAGAGUUGAAUCUGUCAGGAAUGAAACUGGACGAUGUUGAUUUAAGUUUCGACGAUAACGAAAGUUUAAGUGGAGUCGGUGGCUUAAGAUUGGAUCCAAGUGUUUGGGCUUCAAAUUCUUUUAAAACUUCUGCUAUGAAUGAAAAUAACGAAAAUCAGAGAUGUGACACAGAUUCUGUUUUCGAAUUUGGAGAGGCCUCUGCAUCAAAAGGGGGGUACAUUCCACAGUAUCUAAAUACCCGUGGAGAAAUGGUUAAACGAAUUGAUUCUUAUGGAACUCCAGCUGCUCCUAAAUUUUGUACCCUGGAAGAUAUUGAAAGAAAUAUUAUUAUUGAACAGACCAUGCGAAAACAGCAAGAACUUCAAUCACCAGCUAAUGACUCUCGACAUUUACAUCAUACCCAAAGGCAGCAUAUUCAACAAUUUAAAGAACCUCAGAGGCAACCAAACACCCCGCCCCCACAUUUUUUGAAUCCUCAGCAAACUGCGCAUCAUCAACAUAAUUUACAAAAGCCACAUCCUUCGCAAAUGAAAGGUCCACCCGGAUUUCUGAAUAACCAAGUUAGGCCAAACAGUAACUUCACAAAUAAUAUGGCGCAACACCCAUUGCUUCAACAUCAAACAAUAAAUGUUGGCAGCGGCUUAGGUUCAGGAUACCCCGUAUAUCCUAAUGCAAUGGGUCCGCAUUUGCAACAGCAAAACAACCAACUCCAACAUCCAUUAUUAAACCAGCAUGGGCUGCCAUCGAACUUUCACCGUUCACUGCCAAGUACACAUCUCCCAAUAGCUUUGAAUAAUUUUGCAAUGCAUCCCAAUUUCAACGCUAUGCGAGCCGCUGCAGCAGUUACUGGUAUACAUCCUGCUUCUUUAGUACAACAGCAACAACAGCCGCGUAUUGUUCCGCAUCCACCCAACUCAGCUGUUUUACUAAACACACAACACUCAAAUUCCAUGUAUAACAUGUUCAAUAUGCGUUUGGUACAGGAAAUACAACAAAAUCAUCCGCUUUUGCAAAAUGCUGCCCGUCAAAUACCACACGUUCAGCAACCAAUUGGAAUAAAUCAACACCAAAAUCUUGCUCAACAAAGAGCGAAUAUCAGUGGAAAUAAAACAAUACAUCAGCGGCGUGAAGGUGGAUCUGCGAAUGGAAAUUUACCACCGGAAGAUUUCGAUCAAUAUGCUAAUCUUAUGAGUACACGUGAUAAACAUUGGUUGAUCGGUAUUCAGCUCUCACAGUUAAAUACGGACACUCCUUAUAUUGAUGAUUUUUACUAUACCGUGUAUCGCGAAAAAAAAGCAGUUAAAAAUGGUAAUGUACGUCACAGUCAGGCCCACAAAGAUAACCAACUAAACCAUCCGCUAACUCAACCAAAGGGUCAUGCUCAACUUAUUUUAGUUCAGCUGGGCAAUAAAAAUGGGACGCGAAAUGGUCAGCUUCGCGAACGUCGCAACUCGGAAAGCACAGUAGCGGCUAGCAAUAAUUGUGGAAAUAUAGGUAAUAAUCAAGAUCAGAAAACUCCUUACGUUUUCACUCCAUUAAAAUUUGAGAAUUCGCUUGGCAAACUGCAAUAUGGAAGCGUGACGGCACCACGGAAAAUAAUAGAUGCUGACAUUAUGGGUAGCGAGGUAAAUGUCGGUGGAGUUGGUGAGGGUGUAAAAUAUACGGACAGCCCCAGUGGUAAUAAAUCUGCCUACGUGAAAUCUAAUAUGUCAGUUAGCUCUCAAUCUGGUGCUAUUAACGACAUCGCAUCCUCUGCUCAUCGCAAGUCGCGCCAUAUUCUGUUACACAUCGAGACACUCUUCCGCAUUGUCCUAAAAUUAGAGGACUUGAAUAAUCCUAUUGCAAUUGCAACUAUUAUAAUGAAAAAGAAGAAAGAGAAUGAGCGUAUCGCAGCCUUAGAGCUAUUAGAAAACGCGAACAAAACUCAAGAAGAGCGAAUGUCAGAAAUAAGCGGCUCAUCUGCAGCGAAUCCAGCGUUAAAAAAUAAAUUUACGUAUGAGAUUGAAAAGAAAGAAGUACUUCUUGCUAAACUUAUUGCAGGACUUUCACACGAGGAAGUUCCUGCCAUAAUGAAUGUUCGUAAAGGAAAGGCAUUGAUUCGUCGCAUUAUGCCAUAUAUAGAAGACCAUGAAGCACGUUGGAAUAUCUGGAUGGGAGUUUUUUCUUCUUUACAAAAUGUUGUCAAAAAAGACAGAGAAGAUCUUGAUGGAACUUUAUAUGCUCUUUAUCCUGAGUUCAAAAAACAUGUUCGCGAAGCUAACUUUACGACGAUUAUAAAAAUUUCAUCCUCAAUACCGCUUAACGAAAAGAAAUCUAACGUAAUAUUUUGUAGUAAGUUUGGGAUUUCCUCGCUGGUUUGCUUGGUGCUUCAAGCUGAGAAUAUAUACAGAGGAGGUCAUGACGACACGCACACCGACGCAAAUAAAGGGAAAUGGCGUAAUUUUUUGGAUCGUGUUUCGAUGUCUUUAAAUCGAACCAUACAAAAUCAAACAAUUUGCGCCGAGAUUGAAUCAGACUCAAUUCAACCGAUGAUGGAUCAUUUCGCACGCUUUGAAGAUCUAAAUCUUGACUCACUUUUGCAACUUAUUACUGAGGCAAAACAGCAAAUUAACUAAACACAUACCAACUUAUGAUAAAAAGUGUUUGCGAAAUCAAGUGUGAGGCGGCAAAGCUCUGAACAGGAAAAUAAAAAGUUAUUUUAGUAGCAAAUAUUGAUUUAUAUUUGCAUGAAAUACAUUUUUAGUACUUUUUAAAAGAUGAUACAGUUAAAUGUAUAUUUUUAGAACCAGUAAGCCGAUAAGAACAUUGCCUAUAUAGUUUCGGCACAGUGGCUUUAGCUGGUGUACAAGAAAAAUUUAUUUUAUGACCAGAAAAUAUAUAAUCUUUUCUGUAGCCUUUUCGAUUAAGAAUUGCUUAUUUUCAAAGUUGUUUGGCAUUAGUAAUUUAUAAUAUUCGCGCGCCAUUAUGUUUAUAAUACGAGUAUGUUGUCUUUUACCUUUUAUUGCAAACAUUUUACUUCAAAUAUGACAUCAAUAUUAAAAUAGUCGAGAAAGCACAACAAGUUCUUUAUAUAAGCAGAUUUCAAGGAGACUAAAAGUUUGUGUAAGAGAGCGGUUCAAAAAUUUUCAUAAGUAUUUUUAAAGCAUUUUUAUAUGAACUGUUAGUUGUUUCUUGAGGACAUAGAUCAGCUAUUAUAAUAAAAAAAAUUGUCAUUCGUUAGCUGAGGGUUUAAAGUUUCAGAAAAAAUAUAUAUCUUUUUAUUAUAGAUUUUGUGUAUUCAUAGUUUUCUUUGUGUUUUGUAAAUAUGGAAAACAUAGUUUUAGGAAGACAUUUUAUUUAACUCCGAACCGGAUAGCGGUAAUGAUAUAAAAUAUCGAUUACAGAGACAAAGUUGAAUGAACUAAUACAAAUGACGAAGACAUACACCAUUGCAAGAAGUUUAUUUACAUUUUUAAUAAUACAUUUUUAUCCUGGUAAAUUUAAAACAAUGCUUUGCAUUCAAUAUUUCAUGAAAUAAUAUACACAAACAUAUGAAUAUAUAUGUAUGUGAAUUUGUAUAUAAUACGAAAUUAAUAGAUAAAUGCUUCGUUCGGUGCUUCAACUUUAAAAAUCGAUACGUCAAUAAAACAAAUUAUGUAGUUACGGAACACUUGCGAAUGUAUAUGUUUAUGGAGGUUAAUUUAUGUUCUAGCUCUUAAUACAUACAUAUAUUUAUUCACUGUGGGGUUUCUGACUUUAACACGUGUCAAUUUAUUAUUAUUUUUUAUCCUAGUAACUCCCGUCAUACUCUAAUAUUGUUUGGAUGUUCUAAAUAAAUGUAAAAAUUAAUAUUUUUCAAUAAAAAAUUAAGGGUACAAUUUUAGUUUUUUAUUGUGACACAUCUAGUAUAGAGUUGUUGGAAAAACAUCACGACGCAUACCACAAUAAUGUUAUUUAAGGGUAAAAUUAAAACUUUUGCUUUGUCUGGAAUAUUUCAAUAAUAUGGACAAUUUUAAUGUUAUUCGGUUAACGUGUUUUAGCUAAUUUGUUUUAAAUUUUGUUCAUACAAAUACAAGUAAAUAACUCAAAGUUUCAUACUUAGUAUAUAACCAUGGGAAAACUAUUACUAUCUUCCCUUAAAUUUA
Molecule: messenger RNA, 4680 nt
Organism: Ceratitis capitata (Mediterranean fruit fly)
Lineage: Eukaryota; Metazoa; Arthropoda; Insecta; Diptera; Tephritidae
Gene: Patr-1
Exons: 6
Coding region: 244-3171 (975 amino acids)
Biological process (GO): P-body assembly; deadenylation-dependent decapping of nuclear-transcribed mRNA
Cellular component (GO): P-body
Molecular function (GO): RNA binding
Source: RefSeq, a predicted model, not a curated record